Dermacentor albipictus is the source of this 1651-nucleotide messenger RNA. RefSeq lists its product as uncharacterized. Lineage: Eukaryota; Metazoa; Arthropoda; Arachnida; Ixodida; Ixodidae. Gene Ontology annotation, molecular function: chitin binding. The record is from RefSeq and is a predicted model, not a curated record. Gene Ontology annotation, cellular component: extracellular region.
CCCAUUCUGAACGGCUCUGCGACGACCGCUGGAUUCGACACGCUCACUCCGCCGACGCGGCGCCUGCCCGACUCCAAUGUCUCUGUGACGUAGCACGCCGGGCUGCAGUGCUCGGCCUUGUGCUUUGGCUACUGUCCGCAAGUGUAGCUUCUGCACCCCCUCCCACCGGUGCACACACCUCAGCGUACUAGCGCCUUAAAUGCCGUUGUCUGCUUUGCUGUACUGGCGUGUUUGUGCGUGUCGAACGUUUGCACGUGCUGACAAGACGGGACACGUGCUCAUUGCAGCGGCAGGGAAUAUGGGCGCCUCUUAGCCACGGUGAGCUUGGUGGUGUCCGAGGACUUCCCCGAAGCCGGAGUUGGUUGGUCGGGAAAGCGUCGAGGGGGACUGACCUUUGGCCGGCGUGUCCCUCUCUUUCCUUCUCAACCUUUCAGGGGACCUACUCGGACCGGUUUGUGAUUGCAUGAGGCUUUGGCGCAGUUACAAACGGCCAUCGAAAGUUCGUUGCUUCAAAUCAAGGAAUAGGAUGCUUGCAUUCAUUUCAACGCGCAAGAAAUGUGGCUGGAAUCCUGCUUUCUCCAUAGUCUUUUGAGAGUUCUACAGGCCGCUCAACGCUAUGCGACCCUUUCAACCAGCUCUCCAUGGCCAAGGGAAGAGCAAUGCCCUCCCGCUCCCCACCUCCCCUAUUUUUGAGCCAGUCUAUGGCUGAGGAUUAAACAGGAUAGCGAGGUGUGGUUGGGGCGGGGAGAACAGCGUUGUUUAGCCCUUCUCUCACUUGUGCUUUCUUGGACCAGUGAGGAGGAAGGAGGGACUGAGAUGGUGAGCCUACUUAAGGGCUGCGCUGUGUCCCGGGCGGCUCAUAAGCGUCGGAAAAAAAUACUGCCCUGCUUCUCGGAGUGAAUCUGAGUCCCACCUGCAGCCAUGACCAACGGUGUUUCCCUUAUCGUCCUGAUGGCGGUCAUCUGCACCGUGUCCUCUGUUCCACUCAAUCAGCCUGGACAGGAGCAGGACUCUGUCCACAGCGAGUCGCCCCAGUCGGCUUACCUGGGCCUUCCGUCCGGCUCGGAUGACAUCGUUAGCCCUAUCGACAUCUCGUUCAGCUGCGCCCACCGGAGCCUUGGCUACUACGCUGACAUCGCCAAUGAGUGCAAGAUCUUCCAUGUCUGCAACCCCGUUCUUCUGAGCGACGGACAGGUGGCCAUGAUGCAGUACAGCUUCGUGUGCCCCAACACCACCAUGUUCGACCAGCAGUCCCUGACCUGCACCAAUCCCCCGGGAACGGCCCCGUGCCAGCAGGCUGAGAGCUUCUACUACCUUAACCGCCACGUCGGCCAGGGCGGAAUCGGUGGCGUUCCCGUUGGCUCGCCCUCCGAGCAGCCGCGACCGGCAGUCUAUCCCGAACCCAAGCACCAGGCCCCCGUCGAUCAGAGCCAGCCCGAGCCGGUUCCAGCCAAGCCUGCUAGUGAGGACGACAGCGUCGUGAGGCCGGCGUCCUACUACGGCGGCAAGAGCAGCUAGAAAGGACACUCGCCACCGGUGUGACGCCACAACCUGUGGGAUAGCCACUCUGCACUCGCUGCAGAGAUUCGUGCCAAAUAUGGGAACUGUGUAAUUGAAAAAAAUAAAUGUUUGCCUCUGGCAUUUCUAUCUA